AUGUAAUAAUAAUCAUGUCCUAAAAUUAUUGAAAUCUCAAUGAGCACUGAAAUUUUAGGGCGAUAUGCUUCUUAUAAGAUUCAAUUUAAUCAAAAUAUUAUUUGCAGAAGGUUUAAUGACUUUGUUCACUUUUAUGAUGUAUUACUUGCAAACUAUCCUGGAAUAUUUAUUCCUAGACUCCCUGAAAAAUAAGCUAUGGUAACGUCAUGAUGAAAAUUUUAGGGAAAUCUUGAAGAAGGCUUCCUUCGAAUUAGAAGAAGAAUGUUAUAGUAAUUCCUGAAUUCAUUAUUCAAAAGAUAAAUCAUAUGGAAUUCUCCUGAAACUAAAUAAUUUCUUAAUGAACAGAACUAAACUUGGAUACCUCUUAACAAUGAAAAUAUUUCAUUAGAAGAGAAAUAUAAAACUAAUCUUCCUGAUUGCUCAAAUGUAAUCAACAUAAUUAAUCAAAGCUAGAAAUUACAUUAGAUAUGAAAUGUUAAUUUAAUGAUUUUUAAUCAUUUUUAGUAAAAGUUAAGCCGAUGAUAGAUAACUUUAAAAAGAUGUGCAAUAAUUAUGUGACUGCCAAGACAAAUUUUAAUACAGAGAAGUUGAUUUUUGUGAAUUAUGUACUUCCAGAGUUUGAAAAGAAUUUAUUAUUUAAAAGUGAUAAGAAAUUUUUCUAGAAAACAAAACCUUUAGAUUUGAUGAAGAAUCAAAAAUAUGAUUAAGUUCGAAAAUCUUAGAGUGAUCAAAUUUUGAUCGAUCUAUAUAUAUUAGAGAGCGACAUAGAGGUGAUAAAAUAUUAGUAUUAUAUUAGUCUCAUGCGAUUUAAUUUGAUUAGAUAAGGAAGUGGGAGGAUAAAAUUAUAAGAUAUGAGGAUAAAAUAAGAUAGAGUUAGUUAGACUUAUAAUAAACAUUAAAUAAUUAGAGAAAUGCUGUUUCAAAGUUAUUUUUUGGAUCAAAAGACAAAGAGAUAUUAAGAUUGUAAAAUUAGAUUGAUCAUGUAAUAUGUUGAGAUGGUUUAUAUUAGUAUUGUAAGUAUAUAUAAGAGUUAAAGGGUUUAAUAAAUAUAACAAUGGGUUAGGUAUGUUUAUUUGAGAUUCCUGAGUUUAUAAAUGAGAAAGAGCAGAAUUUAUUUAAGUUGAUAAAAUAUAUAGGUUAAUUAGAGAUGGAAUAAAUAAGUAUUAGUGCUGAGUAUUGGUAAAAUAUUUUAGAUUCUCAAUUGAUAUCUCAGAUUGAAUAACAACAUAUAUAAGAAUCUGUAUUAAUAAUAGAAAAGAAGUAAAAAGAUUAAAGUUUGUAAGAAGAAGAGAGAAAUUUGAAUUAAGAUUUGAAUUAAUAUAUAGAAAAUAAAGAAAAGAAGAGUGAAGUAAUAUCAAAAUAGAAAGAAUAAGAGAGUAGUGAAUAAAAUUGAAAAUAUAUUAGUGAUGAAUAAAUGUAUCC
Molecule: messenger RNA, 1422 nt
Organism: Paramecium sonneborni
Lineage: Eukaryota; Ciliophora; Oligohymenophorea; Peniculida; Parameciidae
Source: the annotation of a GenBank genome assembly